GACGUGGGACCGAUUUUCAAGCUCAAACCACGCCAAAACGCCUUAAAAUCUUAGUUUAAUAAACCAAAAUAUCCCCUGAACAACACGCACGGAAAACUAGCGACCGAAAUAAUGGUGGAAAACGUAAUAAACGACUGAAAAACAAUUAAUAACAACCUCACAAACUGUAAAACGUGACAUAAAACCUAUAAAAGAUCCGUCAAGUCAUCUACAAAACGUUCGCGAAAAUGGAAAAUUAGUAAAAAUCGAAGCAUUUAUCGUGAAAAUGUUCGCUAAUCUUGUGUUAAAUCGACGUGUGUAACAAUUUAGUGCAAGUGACAACAGAAUGACUGAUUUUCUACCACCCGGCUGAUGUUUAGAUUAUGUUAUUAAUUGUCGACAAAAUGUUUAUUUCAAAUAGUUUUAUUUUGAAAAGAAAUUGGCUGAAGUGGUGUUGGCGGAAGCGUUGGUACGAUUCGUAAAAAUAACAAAAUAAAUUGAUUAACAAAUAGAAUUUAGCAUAUUAGAAGGUUAUUCGUGUCAGGUUUAUUUUUGUAACCGUACAAAAUGAAUUCAUUCAACGCACCCACCACCCAAAUCAACGCUAUCGACAAAAUGACAACUGUAAAGUGCAAAUCUGUGGAUUUAGAAGGAUAUGUCAUUAUUGUUGUGCAGACCAAGGACAAUAAAAUUAAAUUAUACGGGUCACCUUCAGCGGGGAACUGGGAGAACUUGGAGCUGGCAGACGAGAUCAUGGACGUCAACGAGACGAGGCUGGAGGACAUGACCCGCACCGAGGUGCUUACCCACAUACAUGAGUGCAUAUCUUCUUGCGUCAUCAAACUGCGGGUGAAGAGACGGAGUGAGACCAAAUUAUUAUCGGACAUCGGCCACAACAUCAUCCAGGAUGCCUUCCUCAUCGCGGUGGAGGAGCAGGCCCGGCAGCGUCUGCAGCGACUGUCGGCGCUCAAGCGCAUCACGCCCGUCGACAUGUCCAAGCUGUCUGUAGAAUUAAACAAAAGGAAACGCACGCAGCCCGAGAACAAAGAGCUAAACGGGUACAUAGCAAACUCCACAGUCUAUGUCACAUCCAUAAACGAGAACGGAGCCAUAGAGAGCAAACCGACUAUCUCUUCGCCGAAAUCCCAACCGAAAUCACUACAGGCAAAACCAGCACCCCUCAUAGCCAAUGGUGUACAGGAAAAGGAAAUAAUAGAGAACAAAAUCGAACCGGAGAAACACGAGAAGGAUUUGAGUGAGAAAAGUGUUAAAGUGGUCGUUGAGAGUGAAGUGGAAAGUGAAGUGAGAAGUGAUAAAAGUGAAGUGUGCCUCAGCAACGGGCGGAUCGAGAAACUGUUGGGUGAACAGCCCGACCAUCGGAUCCGUGCUACGGCUGUCGUCGAGAACAACAAACUCGGACCUGGAGAGAAAGGGCCCCGGCGGCGCUCGGGCUCCAGCAUCGUGGUGAUCGGCGCUGAGGAGGAGAAGCGCGCGCCGGAUGACGAGCCCGACAUGCUCACCAUGCUGCCGCUGCCUUCCGACACCGGCCCCCACCGCGAGAUGCCGGUGGACGUCCCGGACAGUUUCAUCGCACGGAACAAGACGCCGCCGCGCUACCCGCCGCCCCGCCCGCCGCAGGUACGCCCCCGCACCAGGGACGAGGAGCCCCUGCUCUCCUCCGGCGGCUCGGGGACCUCCUUCGGCAGCAAGCAGAGCACCGUCCUGCACAGCACCAUCGACAUCUCCGGGCCCAGCUCCGACGGCUCCGGCAGCUUCAAGAACAACAGCACCAUGGAACUCCUGUCGCUCCCCCAAAGCUCAGACGGUUCAGCGAGCUUCGGCAGCAAAAAGAGCAAAGCCUCCUCUGAAACAGCCAAAUGCGAUUUAAUUUCCGAAAGAUCGGAAUCGGUGACCUCAGUAGCAUCGAAUACAACGCACAAUCUAUCGGAUCAUAAGAUACAGUUGCUCAUUUCUAAUGGAGAAGAUUCUUUAUUAGACUGCAGGGAAGGCGUGACGUAUUCUGCGAGGACAGACUCCGUGUUGAUAAGAGAAGCGGUGUACGCUUCCUACAAAUUGCCGCCAGGGUUCGACACAACGCCUGUGCUGCUGGGACGGGAGGUCGCGGUGGAUGUGCCGGACAGCUUCGUCCAGAUAGUGAAAACUACCCCCAAAUACCCCGUUACCUUGGACAGAAAGAGCAUACCCAUGCAGCAGGUCAACGGCAGUGCACGGGGCGCCCCGGCCGUACCACCCCGUGAAGCCACCAGGGACGCCCCACCAAGACCCCCAGCACACGAGAUCGCCAGCAUCUCUAAGUACCAGGAACAACUCCGUCAACGCAAGGAAGCGGAGGAACGCAUCGCUGCCCAGAAUGAGUUCCUCAGGAACUCCCUCCGGAACUCCUCCAAGCUGCAAGUGCUGGCUAAUGAGCCUUCCAGCACCGCCUUCGUCAACGACGCUUACGAAGAGGACGUUAGCGAUGAAGCUUCUCAUCUCUACGCGCUUAUUGACUACCAGGAGGUGGUGGCGGCGCUGUCGCGCGUGCAGAAGGCGCUGGCGGCGGGCGGCGAGGGUGCGCUGGCGGCGCGCGUUGGCGGCGCGGCGGGCGCGCUGCUGUGUCCCGCGCUGCGCACCGCGCUCGCCACGCGCGCCGCCGUGCUCACCGCCAGCGCGCACCGCCGCCCCGGCCUAGCGCCGCCCGUCGCGCACCGCGCCACCGACCGGCUCAAGGAUUGCAUAGAUGUACUAGGGUCGCAUACGGCGGCAGGAGGUGAGACGUCGGCGCUGGCGGCGGAGCUGCUAUCAGUACUGGGCGGGCUGGAGCUGGAGAGCCUCAUCCAGGCGCACGACCAGGCGGCCGCGCUGCUCGACCCCGUCUGCUUCACGAGAGGGAAGAGAACUAAGACUGGCCUCAACAACUACAAAGACGACAAAUACCCGACACACUCGCCCGACGACCCGAGCGAAAAUAUUAAAAUUAUUAAAAUAGAAAAAACUAAUGAACCACUCGGUGCUACAGUAAGAAACGAAGGAGAAGCGGUCAUCAUCGGAAGGAUAGUCAGAGGCGGCGUGGCGGAGAAGUCAGGCCUUCUACACGAAGGCGACGAGCUUUUGGAGGUGAACGGCGUGAGCAUGCGCGGCAAGUCCGUGCACGAGGUGUGCCAGGUGCUGGGCGGGCUGGCGGGCACGCUCAGCGUGGUGCUGGCGCCGCGCGGCCGGCCCCGCGCGCCGCCCGCGCAUCGCGUGCUGCAUGUGCGCGCGCACUUCGACUACGACCCCGAGGACGACGUGUACAUACCGUGCCGGGAGCUCGGUAUUAGUUUCCAAAAAGGCGACGUGUUACACGUGAUCAGUCGAGAGGACCCCAACUGGUGGCAAGCCUUUCGGGAAGGAGAGGAGGACCAGACCCUCGCCGGGCUCAUACCCAGCCAGGCGUUCCAACAUCAGCGCGAGUCCAUGAAGCUGUCGCUAGCGGGCGAGGCGGGCGAGGGCGAGCGGCGCGCGCGCAAGGGCGCCACGCUGCUGUGCGCGGGCCGCGUGCGUCGCCGCAAGCCGCGCAAGCCCACCAGCGAGGCCGGCUACCCGAUAUAUGCGGCGUCUGCGCCUGACGAUUACGAGCAAGACGAGAUCCUGACAUACGAGGAGGUAGCGCUGUACUACCCGCGCGCGUCCAGCAAGCGGCCCAUCGUGCUCAUCGGCCCGCCCAACAUCGGGCGCCACGAGCUGCGCCAGCGCCUCAUGGAGGACAGCUCCCGGUUCGCCGCCGCCGUGCCUCACACGUCUCGAGCGAGGAAAGACCACGAAGCAGCCGGGCAAGACUACCACUUUAUAUCGCGCGCGCAAUUCGAAGCAGAUAUACUCAAUAGGAAAUUCGUCGAACAUGGAGAGUACGAGAAAGCUUAUUACGGCACUUCCCUGGAGGCGAUCCGCGAGGUGGUGAACUCGGGCAAGAUCUGCGUGCUGAACCUGCACCCGCAGUCGCUGAAGAUCCUGCGCGGCUCCGACCUCAAGCCCUACACCGUGUUCGUGGCGCCGCCCAGCCUCGAGAAGCUGCGCCAGAAGAAGAUCAGGAACGGGGAGGCUUUCAAGGAAGAAGAGCUGAAAGAGAUAAUAGCGACCGCGAGGGACAUGGAGCUGCGAUGGGGCCACUUGUUCGACAUGAUCAUCAUCAACAACGACACGCAGCGCGCCUACCACCAGCUGCUCAACGAGAUCAACAGCCUGGAGCGCGAGCCGCAGUGGGUGCCCGCGCACUGGCUCAAGCAGACCUAGCGGACACUCCCCACGGCUGCAUCCAUCGCAGCUCAGAGACUGAACCCCCUCCACGCUCGCCAACAAUACCUUCCAUGUAACGUGACAGAUUACAUUGAACCUGAUGUGAUACGUGACGCGAGUUGCUCGGUAACGUUCGCGCGUGUAAUGUUGCUAUUCGAAAUGUUCACGCAAAUGGUUUUACAUUUGCUGUUAUACUUUAUUGACGCUUGGAAUGUUGAAAGGGACUAUGGUUUCGUUGGUUUGAUACGGAAUUUUAAUGGGAGAACUCGUAGAGGCAGUGUUAAUGGUCGUCAUCGUGGCGCGGUAGAGGAAAAUAUAGAAUUUAGUGAUGUGUUCUCAAAUUUUAAUGGUGAUUAUCACGAGGCCGGUUGUAGACACACUUCUGUUGCAUGAUGUUUAGUUUUGUAGUUAGUCAGUGUUUCGAUGAGGAAGAUUAUAUGCAAGCUUGUUCACAGGACGCGCUAUGUGUUUGUUUCGUGACAAAGAAAAAUGAUGUUUUAUACAAAUAUAUAAUAGUACAAACAGAUCUUAUGAUUUAUUCUAAAAUAAAUAAAUUAAUCUUGGGGUUUUAAACCAUGAGCUUAUUUGUGUAAACCCAAAGUCAGUUUGGUUUAGUAAUUUAGCUAUCUUGGAAUUUAUUUUAAAAAAAAACUCUGUAAACAAAUAUAAUUUAUUAUAGUAUAUAAAAAAUCAGGCGCAGCAGUAAAUCGUGUAAGUAGAGCAGAGGAUGUGACGCGCUCCCUUGCACAUACAUGUCUGUAGUGAUGUACAACACUCAUUCAACAAUGAUAUCGACAAAUAAUAUUGAUAAAAAUUCCGUUGAACGUAGUCAAACAUUAUCUAAAACUGUGUCUUCUGCAAGAUUUUGUUCAGAAUAUAGUAAUUAAAACAUAUAAUAUAACUAAUUUAUUACUGUAGGGAAACGAAUAUAUAGUGCCUUUUGGAAACUUCUAUCACUGUAAUAAUCUUCCUCAUGGAAAUCUUAAAUCACUUGAGUAUUAUUAAACGAACACUCCCAUUAUGUGGUAAUAGAUGAAUUUUAAUAAAUUAUAAACUACAUUUUAUUAACUGAAUAUAUUUGUUAAUAUAUAAUUUUAACAAAUUACCUACUUCAAAAAUCAAUAUAUCCAUAGAUUUUGCUUAAUUUUAUCAAAAAGUUAUAUAAUUUUUUUUUAUCAAUUUCGAUAUGAAUCAUAUAAAUAAGCAAUUGAAAUCUCUUUUUAAUUAUUUUAAUAGUUUCACAAUAAAUGUAAUCACAGUUAAAUGAACGAAAUAUACUCAUGUACUUAACUUUUCAAGAAUAAUAAUUAUUCUUAAGGAAUUUUAUCAAAAUAUUAACUUAAAUAAUCUUAUACAAGUUAUUAAUUACGACAAAGUUUUAUAUUACUCAUUUCAUUAUUUUCAAUAUCGCAUUAUAAAAAUACAAUUUUAUAUUUAAACGUAUGCCGAAUGAAUUUUACAAUUGUUACAAAUUUUAUAUGUACAACUAAUUUUUUAAUAUGUCAAGCAUAUUUUAUUUAAUUAUGUAUUUAAACAAAUUGAAAUUAAUAUUAUGUAAUCUAUUUUUUACUUACAUAAAGACCACAUUAAAUUGUAAUUUAAUUUUGUUAGGAAAAAGCUGUGAAAACAAGACUCUUUACCUACUUCUUAAACAUAUAUUUUUUUUAUAAAAGUGUACUUAAUUAUUACAAUAUUAUUCAAAUAAUACUAUACUGUUACUAUAUAGCUAUAUCGGAUCAUAAGAAAACAAAUUACAGUCUAUAUUCACUACUAAUUUUUGUGACCUGACCAGGAAAAUAAAACACCUCGCCAUGUUGCGUAAAUAAAAUGAACUUAUUUCUUCUAAUAACACACUUAACACAGACUACUACAAAACACGCGUAGCUCUCUCACACCAGGUUUUUACAUUUCUGGUCAGGCUAUAAUAAAUAAUCCGGUCCUAUUUAUAUUUUACAUUAUUUAUUUAUUUGUUUAGAUACAUCACUACACUAACAAUAAAUUGAAUGGAAUUAUUUAUAAUACUACAACUAAUAAUUACUAAUAAGUACUUAAGGGAACUAUUUAAUAACUACGAAAGAAUAAAAACAAUAAAAUCUUCUUUAAUUGCCAAAACUUUUUACAGUAGUUAUAUAAAUAGGGAUUUUUCCAAAAAUUUCUCCAUUAGCUAGCAUUGUCGUGGGUUUCUUAAAAAGAGAUAGUCUAAGAGCUGGUGGCAAUAUCUGACGAUCUAAGUUCAAAAAUUGCCAAAGUUAUUAGAUCUGCUAUAGUUCUCGUUUUAGUUGAAACCUUAUAAGUUAUGCCAUUGGAAUUGCAAUGCGAUUUGCGGCAAAGUUUCAAGGAGUCAUAAAAAGUUGCACAUUAUAGCAAUUUUGAUAUAUUAUUAUUUACAUUAUUGCAAUUAAAAAUACGCACUACAAAUACCGAAAUUUAAAUUUACUAGGUAAGUUAUUAUUUAUAUAGCAAAACGCACGGUAAUACGCAUGACAGUUCACCAUGAUAUAAACACAAAAAUUACUUCAAAAAGUGCGCAGUUGCAUGCAACAAACCUACACAGUGUUAUUAAAAAUCAAGGUAAAAGAAAUAUUCUUUAAUUUUUUAUCUACGAGUAUGGUUCUUUUAUUUUAAAACGUCAUCAUACCUCCUAAAAAUGCCGCCAGCUCUUCGACUAAAUCUACGGUAGGUAUUCUAAUUGAUAAUAAAAGAAACAAAAUAUUCUAAAACCAGCUGUAAUAGUAAGUAGAAGCAAUAUUUAAUGUCCAAAAUAAGUACGGGUGACCAUAAAUUAAAUACAACAUAUCUAAAGUCCUGUGUACAGCCAUUUCAAUAGGCCACUUUUAAGAGUUCCGUGGACGUUUUUGCGAAAUAUUAGGUUUCAAAGCGCUAUUGUUGUCCCUUCGAUUUUUUUUGCUAUUCCCAAACACUUUACGUUAAGUAAGUGUGUAGUUAAUAAUACGUGGAAGGUAUUAAUUUAUCAAUUUUAAUCAUUUAUGUAAUUAAGGUUUUCAAUGAACAGACACUUUCUACCUUACUUUUUAAGUAUGAAAAACAUUAUAAACGUCAGAAAGACACCACAUAGUAGUCUAUUGAAAUGGAUUUUUACGAUAAUUUAUAAAAUAUUCCUAUUAAAAACGAAAGUUUUUCCUUACGAAAAUUGAAACUCUCCUUUUUGUCAAAUUUACCAUUUUUAAUGUAUCUACCUUUAGAUCAAUAGCGACUUUUAUAUACGAACAUUUAAAAUUACCGCUUUCGACAGAGAAAACACUGAUUAACACCAUUAGAAUGUCUUUUUUGUAACUUGGCAAAGCUUAACACGUAUGAAAAAACAGGACAUGGAUAUAUCCCUUCGCUAUGCGCGAUGCCUUAUUCCAGUCACAUACAAUCAAAUAUACCGGUAAGUCUGUAGCGCGCUUAAGGAUAUGGGCAGUAAAAAAUAUCGAUAUAUGGUUUCGAUAAUUAUUUCACUGCUCACAACCCUAAGAAUAAACCUGCAGAAUAAACGUACGGUGUACUGUGUAUAGCUGGCCUUACUAUUUGGUUUACUAAUCGUAAGACGCGCUCCACAUUCACAGCACAUCGUUCUCCGAUCUGUAUCGGACGUCGGUAUUCUGCCCUCUUCAAAUGGUGAAUUCACGUCGUCAACGCUGUGAGUGUUGAGCGCGUCUAACGAAUACGAUCCUUCUGCUAUUGACUGGUGUACAUAAAUUUUGAUCAUCGAUAUUAAGAUAUAGCACACAUAAGUACAACACUUACUGUAUACCUCGUUUUCGUUAGGAUCAGUAUUCGGAGGUACCUCCCGAAAUAAAAAAAAUUUAAAGUGUGCAAUCUACGGGUACGUCUACAAAACAAUACUGUCAAUAAUUGUUUUCACAGUUACAAAUAUAAACUGCCAGUAGUGACAAUGAAAGAUUCUAAUAAGUAUGAAUAUUUUUAUAACACAAGUCAUUUUAUAUGUAUAGAGAGAUACUUAUAACAAGGAUGAUUGAAACGACUUAUGGUUAGGGUUUAAUAUUAUAUAUAGAUAGUAUUUUAUUGGUGUUCGGAGUUUUUGAAAUAACUCAUGUUGAAGCCUUUUACAUUUUUAAUGUGGGACUGCGUAAUUUUCCCCAAAAGUGUUGCCAAGUUAUAAUGAGUAGACAACUUAGACUGCAAAUGGUUGAACCAAUUAAUUCCAAAUGGACUUUUAAAAGUUAGCAUCAAGCAUGCAUUUAAAACUUAGUCUCUUUACAUUUACCUUGUAUGUAAGUAGAUAGAGUUGUGCAUUCCAAAUGUUUAGUGCCAAAUAAAAUGAAAUUACCACACGAAUACAAUGUGGUACACUCACGUUAUUCAUUUUUAAUAAUCACAAUUUUUAAAUUUUAAUAUUAUAAUUAAUUAAUAUUUUAUAUUGUGUACUUUGUAAUCCUAUGUUAAAUUUCUUAAAUGGUGUGCUGAUUUUGAGGUGUCGUGUUGUAAAAGUUUUUUGAAUAUUGAUCAAAAAAUAAAUAUUUUGUAUUGUGUAAGUUGUUUGAGUACCUAUUAUUGUAUGUUAUGUAAUCUGUGGAGGUGCUAAAAUGUGUGAACUGGUUUUGUUGUGUGAGACUGUUAUGUUUAUUUGUGGCCUGUUAUCUCAAAUAAAAUUAAAAACGCGAUAAUUUUGUAUGAGAUUAUAGAUCAUUACCGAUUUUCAACUGUUCAGUCUGCUCCUCUGUCAUUCUAGAUGUUUUUAAUGUAGACGGAAAAUACUUGAAACUCGUAGUAUUGCAAUGUACGAUGUUCAAGUAUUUUUAUUGUCAAAUUUAGUUUUAAAUGUGGAAUUGUUCAAACUUCACAGUAUUGAUAUUAUUAUUAUAUAAUAUAAUUUAUACAUAAUCCUGUAAAUAAAAUAUAUUGACAACUGAAUGAUAAAAUAUUAUAAAUACCAUGUUAAUAGUGAACAAUUUAAUGUAAAUAAUAGAGUACCUAUUAAAUUUAAUAUCAGAUACAAA
Bicyclus anynana (squinting bush brown) is the source of this 9218-nucleotide messenger RNA. RefSeq names its product protein PALS1 (gene sdt). The coding region runs from base 547 to 4251 and encodes 1234 amino acids. Gene Ontology annotation, molecular function: protein binding. The record is from RefSeq and is a predicted model, not a curated record. Gene Ontology annotation, cellular component: plasma membrane; adherens junction. Gene Ontology annotation, biological process: protein localization to plasma membrane; morphogenesis of an epithelial sheet; generation of neurons. Lineage: Eukaryota; Metazoa; Arthropoda; Insecta; Lepidoptera; Nymphalidae. The transcript has 20 exons.